Molecule: messenger RNA, 4170 nt
Organism: Heterobilharzia americana
Lineage: Eukaryota; Metazoa; Platyhelminthes; Trematoda; Strigeidida; Schistosomatidae
Source: the annotation of a GenBank genome assembly
AUGGAACAAGGGUUGAAAACUAUUGUAGCUAUGGAGCGUCUUCGUGAAGUGCUAGAGACACUUAGUAAUGGAAUAGAUCUGAGGAAAAACGGUUUACUUUGGCUUCGUUGUGAUGUUUCAUCUUUGGUGUUGAGCAUCAUGUCACUUAUUUCAUUACAAGUUCAACUGCCCUUUACAGACAAUCUCCAGGAUUUCAUACAUUUGGCGCACGCUCCGUCUGCAGAUGACUGUGGAUAUGGAAAACGUUAUACUUACGCUGGGUACGCUAAGUUCUGUGUGUUGUGUCAACCAAGAAGGUGUUAUAAGUCAGCCCCUGCCAACUCCAGAGAAGGUGUUUUCUUCCACAGACGGCAUCAUCAUCACCAUUUUCAGGAAAACUGUAGUACACACAAAUCUCAAAGUACAAUUUGUAAACGAAAUAUAAACAUACAAGGACGUCUAACCCAGCAGAACUUUAAAAAUGGUCCAAUCAAUACACAACAUUUUCACAUUGUCAUGAGCAAUAUCAAGGAAAAGUCAACAGUGCCAAGAGUUUCACCGUUCGAAGAGAGAAGUACCUUAUUCCCUUUGGACAAUAAUAUUGCUCCUGUGGUCUUAAAUGUGCGAACUGAUUUCUGCUGUCCUUCUUUAUGUCAUUUUGAAAAACCGCGUUGGGAUCGCUUCAUAUCAUCUCUUAAACCUAUUGGUUUAUCGAUCCUUCUCAAUAAUUGUCAUUCUUCUGUUAGAAAGCAGCGUCUUGGCUUUUUCGACAAUGUGAACACGAUACAAAGAUAUUUCAUCCCUUCAUCAUGUAUUACAUCACUACCCUUGUCUUUUUGUCUUUGCGGUCUCGCUAGCCAAAUAGGAUUUCGUGAUGGAGCUGUAAAUGGCUUUUUAACUCACGGAUGUUUAGGAGCUUACUCCUUUUGUUCAGCUGCAUAUGUCGCUAAUACUAACGAUUCUGAUGGGAAAGAUGAACCGAUAUCCCAAGACACCUUCCCAGCGAAUUUAGGUAAUAAAGAUAGUCCAAGUCAUUUGGCCCAUUCAUUUAGUGCUGUCUUCUCUGAUUUCAAAACUGAAGAUGGUUAUCAACUUCUAUCCCAGGGCACUGGUGAUAUCCUGGUUAGUUUAUGUUCCGAUGUUUGGGAUGGGCGCGAUAUCAUACCCCUAUCAGAAAGGUUACGUGAUCUUAUCUUAGGAUUUCAUAAUCGUCACCUUUCAUCUGCAUACUGUGUUGGGUUCGCUUAUUCACCAUUGGUUGAUAAGGCUGAUGAGUCUUAUAAAUCUUUGCUGAAUAAUCUUUCUGACUCAUCAAACAUCUUAGUGCUUCACCUGCCAGGACCUGAUCGUGUUUCACCGUUAUUGCAAAGAAAUAUUGCAGCACAACACGCAAAUCGGUGUCGAUUGAAUGCAAAGUCACCUUCGCUAUCUCAUGCAGUAAGCACUAACGAUAGUGAUAACAGUAAUGAUAAUGACACUGUUAACAACAGGCCGAUUUCCGCUAAGUGUCAAAGUAUGUCAAAAUUAAACGGACAAUUUACUUCUAACUUCUCAAAACUUGUAAGUAAGAUUAAAAAGAUCAAAUUUAAUUCAGUCUCUAAACUGUAUCAUCAUAAGGAACGGAGUUUCGCUACUAUAAAUAUCAAAAAUUUAAAGGCUAAUGGAAAAAGGCUAAGAUACGCAAAGAAUAAGCUGAAUACACGAAAUACUUCUGCCGACAUGCGUGGAGAGAGUGAACUCAAUCCGAUGAAUGAUAGUUUCGAUGAAUAUUAUGACGAUUCAAUUUUGGGUAACUUUCCGAAGGAAAAGAGCGUUUCGGAAGCUAGUGCUUAUGAUGAGUCUGGUCAUCUGGGCUGUGAACAGAAAGGUGAUUUUCAUAUCGAUCCGAAAGAAAUAAAAAACAUCCUAAGCAAUCAGAUAUUCCUAGGUUUAGUGAGUAUGCAGUACCAGGCGAAUCCUCAAGUUGUAAAAACAAUUAAACAACUCCAUCAAGCCUGCAUACGUUUUGUGCAUUUUUCUCGAGAAAAUGAACUUCGAAGUCGAGUGUUUGCUGAACGUUUGGGCCUAGAAUGUGGUUGGAAUUGUCAUAUAUCGCUUGGAAGUCCUGAUUGUGUUAAAAUUCGUAAAUCAUCUUAUCCAACUAAAGAACGUUUUCGAAGCAAUCGUAUUUCAUUUGAACGUGAAGAAUUUGUUUACAACAGAAAGUACUCUACUGGUGAUCGUCAGAUGAAUCGAUCUUCGAGUUAUUCAUCGUUGGCGAAAUCUCAUACUUUGACUUCAAAAAGGUUGACUUCAAUUUCUGACUCAAAUCUCCUUCGAAUAGUUGAAAGUGAUGAAGAAGUAUCAACUUCUAAAUCUGGCAAAGGUAACUACGCUAAAUCAUCAUCUCCCACAUGUCCAAAGCUUUCACAGAUAGGUACGAAAACCCAACAGCCGGAAUCAGAUUUACAAAAGUCUCAUGUUGAUAAUGUUAACACCAGUUUACGUCAUUCGAUAUCAUUAGUCGACUCACAACUGUUUUAUUCAAAAGAAAACGACCUAAUAGAAUCAUCCUCUGGUUCCUGUCAUCUUUCUUCUUCAACUACUUCUACUAGUUCUGUGUCACAGUCAGCAGGUGAACAAAGUAGUAAUUCAGAAGAUAGGAAAAUAUCAGAAUUAUUAAUUGGAAACAAAUCUCGACUUCCAUACGGAAUUGAAGGCAUUCGUCCACAUUUAGAAAAUGUUGAUAAUGUUCCCCUACAAGUGUCUUUGUUUACUGACUGUUCACCUAAAGCCAUUGGUGAAAUGGUGAGGAUAAUGCAAGAAUAUGGUGACACUGUUUGCCUAGUUGGAAGCUGUUAUUCAUUGACCAAUUACGCCUUAUUUAUGCACAGUGAUGUAGCCAUAGCUGUUAAACCUAUUCUACCAUAUUCACCAUGUGAAUUUGCAAAUAAUGGAUUGAAUAGUUGUAAACAACCAAAAGAAUAUCAUUGCUCAAAAAGCCAUUUCGAUUUCACCAGUCAAAAAAAUAGUUCUACUGGUGUGAGUAUGUUUGAUAUUGCUGCACAUCUCAUCCAUUUGGUUACACCCUGUUUACUGGAUAUGGAGAAAGAAGGAUUUCGUGUUUAUGAUCUCAUUGUAGAGGCUCAUAUCAGUGUCAACAAUCUUUAUCACUGCCUAAUAUUCAGUUCUGCAACACCGUUAUCAGCUGGUUUGUUGCAGUUAGUGUUAUUGAUUGUUGGAUUGCCUACGCGACCUGUUAGUUUGUUGAAUAUGAAAUCUAAUCUUCAUGAGAAUGAAUUAAUUUGGUUACCUGCACAACCAUUUCGAUCUUACGUUUUUGGUCCAAUGGAAAUAUUUAAUAACUUGAGUAGAUCCGAUAUGCAAACCAAUGUCAAUUUGUUACGCUUCAGUUCAAAUUGUAAUUUAGAACCAAACUUCAGUAUUGGUCAAGUAUUAUGGUUUCUUUUUGUUGUCAUCCCGGCUUUAAGUUUAUCUUUAAUUGACAGGCGUGUGGAACAAGAUCAACCGUUACGUGAACCGCCAAUUAAACGUAAUAAGUUGUUCACUAAAAAGAGGUGUAUACGUUUUGCCUUGGUGACAUGUUCUCGUUUCAUACCAUCAAUAAUUAUAUGUGUAUUAUGCGAAAUUGGCCACUUCCUAUGGGCGCAACAACUUGACUAUUGUCAGAAAUCAUUUCACAGCACUUAUGCGAAUAGAUCGAAUGGUGAAAAUGUGUUCAUUACAAAUUCAAGUGCAUUUAGCGAUGUAUCAUUAUUGUCACAGUCGUAUGCUAUUCAAGAAUUAUGUCUCUCAAAGUUGUCUCUGUUAGUAUACAGUGUAAAAGAUUUGAUAUUCUAUCAGUUUAUCACUUACAUAGUCAUCAUAUCAUUUUCCUACGCCAAUCAUGGUCAAAGAAUGUGGCAGUUUCGGUACCAUACAAAUCCUACUUGGUGCAUCGUCUCUUGUUCGAUCGUUAUUGUGCAUUCAGUUUAUAUCAUCGUUCGUCUCUGCAGUACAGAUUCAUCUUCAAAGUUAACAAGUUGGCAUAUUUUAUCCCCAACUGUUUUGGCGUUCGGAUUUAUUUCGUGCAUUCUGUUGGUGUUUAUUAAUGAAUUUGUAUCAUGGAAAGAAAGCCGAGCCAUCUUCACUGAGCAUCGCCUUUCUCGACUUUACUUCAACACAAAAUUGGGCAUGUAUUCACCAGUUUGA